UCUGAACCUUAUGACCCAUAUAUUCCCAACGCACAACGCGGAGAAACCGGUGCUGCUGGUAACAACAAGACUACUCGAGUGCAACAACAAGUAGAUGAGGUUGUUGGCAUCAUGCAAGAAAACAUUGACAAGGUCAUGCAAAGAGGUGAAAGAUUAGACGAUCUUCGAGGAAAAACUGAGGAUUUACAGGCUACUGCAGGUCACUUUCGUCGUGGAGCUAAUCAAGUGAGAAAGAGAAUGUGGUGGAAGGAUUUAAAGUGGAAGAUUAUUAUUGCUGUCACUAUCUUGGUUAUUCUUGGUAUCAUUAUUGGUAAUAGACAAUCUCCUUGUGAUAAAUAA
This is a messenger RNA of Mucor mucedo, 339 nucleotides long. Its product is annotated as synaptobrevin-domain-containing protein. Gene Ontology annotation, biological process: vesicle-mediated transport; vesicle fusion. The record is from RefSeq and is a predicted model, not a curated record. Gene Ontology annotation, cellular component: plasma membrane; SNARE complex. Gene Ontology annotation, molecular function: syntaxin binding; SNAP receptor activity. The transcript is spliced from 2 exons. Lineage: Eukaryota; Fungi; Mucoromycota; Mucoromycetes; Mucorales; Mucoraceae. The annotation marks the transcript as partial.